This is a messenger RNA of Anastrepha obliqua, 2614 nucleotides long. It is a transcript of the gene Rtnl1, whose product is annotated as reticulon-1-A. Bases 539 to 2449 code for a protein of 636 amino acids. The record is from RefSeq and is a predicted model, not a curated record. The transcript has 6 exons. NCBI's taxonomy places the organism in Eukaryota, Metazoa, Arthropoda, Insecta, Diptera, Tephritidae.
CUGGAGAGAAGGACGCAAGCUGUUGGGGAUAAUAGUUGGAGCGAGAAAGCAACAGAGAGUGUCAUCGGCAGUGGGCCGCAAAGAGCACCCGGUUGCAAGAAAUCUUGUGUAUUUCCUCCACAUAUACGUUUCAUUUGCAGUUUGUUCUUGAAAUUGCAACAACGUUGGGGCGAGCUGGAGAAAAACUUUAGUACGUGAGUUCACGAGCAAAAAAUUGAAUUUAUUUGCAGCAAAAAUUUACAGAACUGAUUAAAGUGGCACGCACUGAAUUGUCUUAAGUGUGUCAAAAAGGGGAAAGAGCAAAGAUAUUUAAAUAAAUUUGUGAUAAAUUCGAACAAUUUUGGAACUUAAAAGUCUGACUAAUACGAAAGAAAAAGCUAUUUCGAUAGAAAAAUCGAGUGUAAACGUAUCAGCAUUGAAAAGGAUUGAAUUAUUAAAAGAGAAAACAAUUUAAAUUUGUGGAUUGUGAAAAUCAAUAAGUUAACGGGAGGCUGUCAGAGCAUAUAAUUAAAAUCGAAGCAUAUAAUCAUUUUAAAAAAUGGAUAUCAAUUUUGCCGACUUGAAAAAGGAAGCAGCUGCUACCGCUGAGGACGUUUUCACUCACACCGCCGAUGCAGCAAAGCAAGCAACAAAUGCCACAUAUGACUUACUAAGUGGUGGUGGCGGACGCGGGUCGACGGGCGCACAAGAUGAUAACUCGCACACAGAGCACUACUUUGCCAAUGAGCAGAAGGACAUUGAUUUUGAACACGUAGAUCCUCAAGCUUUCGUACAACGCAUGUCUGCUGGUGCGAAAGAGGCGCAGGAGCAGUUGGAUGCCAAAUUUGCACAGCAUUCAAAUGAUUUCGAUGAUUUUUUCUCCAAUGCCUCCAAGGAUGUACAUUCCUUUGGCCAACAACUGCAGCAUGAUACCAAACAGGGUAUACAUGACUUCAUGAAUGCUGAGCGUAGCUUUUUUACCGGCGCUGGCGAUGCAAACAAACCAGCUACUGAAUUGCCAGCUCGUACAGCGGAACCAGCACCAGCAACAGCAACAGCACCGGCACCAAUUGUGCCCAGCAAAAUAGCUGAGCCCACUGUAAAAGAAGAUGAUUUAUUAAAUUUCAGUGCUAGUGAUGCCGCACAACAGCAUGCACCACUACAACCAUUCACCGAAGAUUUCGAUGCCAACUUCGCACCUUCUGCACCUGCAGCGCCUGCAACAAAAACAAAUACUUUCUAUGACGAUGACCUAGUUGUUGGAAAGUCAUCGCAUUCCGCUUCGGCUUCCAACAAGGACUCCGAUACAGAUUCCCCUUCGCUGUCGUGUAACCCAUCGCCGGCAAAGAAGAAUCCAGUAACUGCUGCCCUCAAAGAGCAGGAUAAUGAUAAAUUUAUUUCUUCUGAAGAUCUACUUGGCGAUUUCAAAGAAGAACGCCCUGUAUCAUCCGAAUUCCAAACAAAAACGAAUAUUGUUAAACCAGUAACAGAUUUGGAUGCAGAAGAGGACGUCGUCCCUAUCGCCUCUGCACAGGCCAAGCAUUCUGAAGUUGAAAAAGUUAAAGACGAAGUAGUGCCGAAAAAUACGGCGCCGUUAGUUCCGACACCGGCAGCUAAUGCUCCUGCUGCAGCUGCAUACAAGACAGCCGCAGUUAGUGAGCCCAUUGCUGUUAAACCGCUCGCUCCAACCGUAACAAACACGAUCUCCUCUAAGAAGGAGACAGUUGAAGCAGGCAAACCCAAAGCAGCGCCAGCAAUCCCUGCAAGGGAGCACAAACCAUCGCAACAACAUGCGGAUCAACCCAAAAUAGUUUCCGUCGAAGAGAUAUUCUACAAAUAUGGAUUGGAUGCCUGGUUCAAGCCGGAACGCUUACAUCCACGAGUGGAGUCUCUGAUCUAUUGGCGAGAUGUUAAGAAGUCUGGUAUUUUCUUUGGUGCUGGUCUCGUCAUCCUCCUCGCCAUCUCAUGUUUCUCCGUCAUUAGUGUUUUCGCCUACCUGUCAUUACUGACAUUAGCCGGCACAGUAUGCUUCAGGAUCUACAAAUCAGUGAUGCAGGCCAUACAGAAGACCCCUGAGGGUCAUCCCUUCAAAGAAUAUCUCGACAUCGAUUUGACUCUGUCGCAAGAGAAGGUCCAAAAUAUCGCUGGCGUUGCUGUGGCACAUGUGAAUGGAUUUGUUGCAGAGCUGCGACGAUUGUUCUUGGUGGAAGAUCUGGUUGACUCAAUCAAGUUUGGUGUUAUUCUGUGGGUUUUAACUUACAUUGGUGGCUGGUUCAAUGGCAUGACUCUGGUUAUUUUAGCCUUCGUCUCGUUAUUCACUUUGCCAAAGGUGUACGAAAACAACAAACAAUCAAUUGACACAUACUUGGAUUUGGUACGAAGCAAAUUGACAGAAAUCACUGAGAAAAUAAAGGCAGCCAUUCCAAUUGGCAAGAAACCAAUCGCCGCCGAAUCAGACAAGGAUAAGUAAAGCACUUGAAAAUGCAAGAUAUUAACAGCAACAAUUUAUAUAUUGUCAUUGCAAUUACUAAACCUUAAGAGAAAAAACAUACUUAAGAACUUAAAUAAAAAGGCGCAUACACUCUCUCUCUUUCUCACACACAUACACAUAAACUCAUACAUAUGUAUAUGGAAA